GGUAAACUCGCCGCGCCGGCACCGGCGAAAUUAUAGUGUUCAGUCGCGAGCGAGAACACGGGCCACCACUUGCCGCUUCUGUACGCCAUAAAUCGUUAUCCGUUGUGUUAUUUUUUUCGAAUUCUCGUCGCCUUGCUCGUUUUCGGUUUUUUAUUUCUCGAUUCGUACACAAUUUUUUUCCCGUCAACGCCGGUACAUAUGAUACGCGUAUAAUAUAUUAUUAUAUAUAGUGCUUUCCGCUGUGACGUGUUUUAACUGUGCAAAAAUAUAUUAUCAUUAUUGUUAGGUGUUAUCGUCGUUUUUUUAGUUUUUUUUUAUGAUUAUUAUUGUUGUUAAUACCUCGAUAAUAUUGUAAUAUUAUUAUUAUACCCUAUAUUAAUUUUUGCCGAGUGUCCGAUACGUUCGCGUAUACGGCUUUUUCGUUAUAAUUAUAUUACCACCGUCAUCUAUCUAAUAUUUGUAGAUAGAUUCGGUCGCGUAUUCGUUCGUAUUCCAAUACUAUAAUAAUAAUAAUAAUAAUAAUAACAGUUGAUCGGCGACGAUGAUGACUGUUUUACCGGUGAUCUAAUAUCGUAUUGUAUAUAUUACGCCGACGACAAUAUAUUAUUAUCAUUACACGUAUACGCUGCGAAUAUAUUGUUAUAUAUAACGGAUAUUUUGACGGUGUAGACUGAGGUGUUCAGCUGCUGUUAUCGACUCCACUGCAGCCGAUAAGGAAUACCGCAAGUUCGGACGUGCUUUCGACUACGCACCGACCAUGGACGUGCUACCGAGCGGUAACAUAUUCCGGGAACUUCAAGACAUACACGAUACCGGUUAUUUCUCUGCACACGUAUCACUUGAGGAUCACUGGCAACAGACUUGUUAUGAGAUGGAACGGUACCUGAAGGAAGAACCGAUGGUGUCGUCCUCGCCCACGCGGUCCGAGUCACCGUGGCUGACGACGUGGUCGACGCGCGUGGAGGUGGAGGUGGGCCUGGACUGCGCGAGUAGCGUGACGUCCAACAGCAGUUCACCUUCAACGUGUUGGUCCGGAUUCGCGACGCCGCCACCCAGCCCGCCGGACGAGACGGACGUGUCGCCGACCGUGGUGGCGUCGCUGCUGUCUUCGGCCGCAGCGGUCGCCGCAGCCGCAAAAGCCGCGGCCUCCGCCUCGACCGCCGGCGCGUCCGGUCGCGUAGCUUCCGCCGCGACCGCGUCCACCCCCGCCACGUCGGCGGCCGCCACCACCACCGCCGGUCUGCUGAAGGUGACCGUCGCCCCGGCCGCCGCGUCUGGGGCCACCGUUAGCCCGGUCAGCACCGCCAGUACCUGUACCGCCGGCACCAACAACGCCAGCACCAACACCACCGUCACCGUUGGCGGCCGGACGGCGGUCGGCACCGUGGCCACGGUGGCCACGACGAUCGCCGCCGCCGCGUCGCCCGCGCACCGCGAGCAUGGCACUGCCGCGGCCGCUGUAGUCCACGCUCCGGUGUUGUCCAUCACCACGGCCGCCGCCGUCGCGUACCACCCGAGGCUUCACCUGUCACCGGACGCCGCAAAAAAGAUACACAAGUGCAAGUAUCCCGGCUGUGAGAAGGUGUACACGAAGAGUUCGCACUUGAAAGCUCACCUCAGAACGCAUACCGGCGAAAAGCCGUACAAAUGCGAGUGGAUCGGCUGCGGCUGGAGCUUUGCCCGGUCAGACGAGCUGACCCGCCAUUACCGCAAGCACACUGGCGCCAAACCAUUCAAGUGUCGCCACUGCGAGCGAUGUUUCUCCAGGUCCGACCAUUUGGCGCUGCACAAGAAACGGCACUUCACUUAAACGCAAGCACACGACGCACGAACACACACACACCUACACAUCCACAAACACACACACAAGCAGAGAGAAACGCGCAAAAAACACACACACACACACUACCGUUUUACCACCCUAAACGCUACCUCCGCUACAACAACCCUCUGACGAUAUUAUGUUAGAACUCGUUAAAAUUAAAUACCCCUCACACACAUACACACACAUUCAUACACAAGCACAGACAGACGGACGCGCGUAGAUAAAGUUUCCGGAAAAACGGUGGUAUUUAUUUCAUUAUUAUUGUAAUUUAUUAUAACUAAUAUUAUUAUUAUUAUUAUUAUUAUUAUUAAAGAUUUAUAUAUUUUACGUUUAUACAUAAUAUUUUGUUACCAGUAAUACUCGUGCAUUUGUGCAUAUAUAAUAUAUAUUUAUUAUAUAUAUACGUACAAUACGCUUGUAUACAUAUAAUAAUAUGAUAUAUAAAAUAAUUAUUUCAAUACCAAAAGUAUAAUUAAUGCAUUAAAAUAAUUUUUAAGUAUAUUAUUAUGAAAAUGGAUAAAAACAAAAAAAAAAUGAUAAUGAUUAAGAUAAUUUUUUUUUUUAAAUUUAAAGUAACGUCAUAAACACAAUAAUAUAAUAUAAUAUUAAUAAAUUGUAUUAUAAUACCGUUAUAGUAAUAAUAUUAUUAUGACGCGUUUUCAGUUUCUUAUCAAUAUCAUCAUUAUAUUAUUAUUAUUAUUAUUAUUCAUAUUAUUACAUUAACUGUUACAGUAAUAUUAUAAUACAAUAUUAACGGCCAUUAUCGCGUAUGAUAAAUGUGUAAACUCAUUGUGUAAAUAUAAUAAUAUGUAUAAUGACUCCGGAGCCUAAUGAUCAAAAUCGUUAAAAAUCCCAGGCGUUCGCAUUCACUGGUCGCGCCUGCUAAAUAAAUUGUUAGGAAAAAAAUGUAUAAAUUUUGCGUAUCGUCACGAUAUUUUUAAAAUAUCAAGUUAAUAUGAAAUAUAACUGACCACUCGUCGACACGCACAUUUGUUAUGUUGCAUACUAGGCCAUGUAGGCCCUUCGCAGAGGGACAAUAUAUGGCUGAUAAAUCGAUGACCGGGAUUGGACGGAUAUACAACUUAAACCUAAUAAGAUCUUUUUUUACAAUCGGAGGCCUGUUUUUAGAUGAGUUUGUAAUUGUACGAAAACGAAAAAAAUUUUUUUUGUAAAUAGCAUAAUUAUAUAUUAUUGCCUAAAUGAUAAUUAUUAAAAUAAUUAUAGUAGUCUUUGUAAAUAAAAGUAAACAAUUUAUUAUAAAUAAUUAGCAUGAAAAAAAUUAUUAUUCGUAAGUUUAUUACUAUAUCGUUUUUAAUAUUAUUAUAACGGUUAUAUUAUAUAUUAGGCAAAUGUGUUUUGAUCCAAUGAGACAUUUAUAGAACUGAUUUACUAGACCCGAUAGUCAAUUUUUUUUCCUUGUAUAGGUAUUAUAGUUAUAGGACUAUUUAUAUAAUAAUAAUAAUGUGUAUAUCGUUCAUUCAUUAUAAUAAUAACGGUCGUGCUCUUGCCGCCCGGUACGACGUUUCUUUAGGUUUUUUAGUCACUCCAAAUUACACAUAAUAAAUAUUUUAUAUUAUUACAUAAUAAUAUUAUAUAAUUAUAAUUAUUAAUAUAUAUUGUAUUUACGCCGUUUCAAACAUCAUUGCAUUUCCAUAAUUUUGUGAUUAUCGUGUUUCAUCGACCAAUAAUAAUUCGUAUAUAAUAUUAUAUAUUAUUAUAAUGUGAUAAUCUUAAUAUUAUUUCAUUAUAUUCUUGUAAAUUCUAUUAUUCUAUUGCUAUAUUGACAUUUUUUCGUUUUAAUUUAACUAAAAAAAAAAAAAAAAAAAAUAUCAUAAAAUAUUAUUGUAAUUAUUAUAAAAUAAAAAAAAAAUUUAUACGAUUUAAUACAAUGUCUAAGAGACGAUUUCAUUGCUUACAUCCACAAUCUUCCUCUUUACUAAAAUGUAAAACCUGAAUCAAAAUACUCCGCAAGGCUCCGAUCGACUGUCCCUGCUGGCGCGCGGGCGAGCCACUGCCACACGAAAUAAUAUACUAUUUAUAAGGAUAAGACAAACAAAAUUACCAUUCGCAGUGAAUUUAUGUCCAAUAAUUAUAUUGUAAUAUCUCGAUUAUUUUCGAGUAAUGAUACUUAAUAAUAUUUUAUAACAACGAUACGUGAACCACGUUCUAUUAAAAAAAGGAAAUAAUAAUAACAAUACGGUAAAAAAAAUUAAUUAAAAUUAAAAUAAUAUUAUAAGCAUUUUAGAUAAUAAUAAUAUAAUAAACUGUAUACAUGUUUCGUAGCGAAAAGAGAAAGAAACGGGGCCAGUAAAUUAAAAAAAAUAUCUAUACAAAAACAUUUGUUUUAUAAAAAUAACGAAAAAAAAAUGUGGCGUUAUUGUUUUCGUUUUUAUUAUUGGUUUAAUUAUUAUUAUUUUUUUUCUCGAUAUUAUAUUUUAUAACUAAAUCUUGUUUAUUUAUUUGAUAGUUUGCAAAUAUUCUAUUAUAAUAAAUUAUUGUUUCGGUUUUUUUUUUUUUUUUUUUAACUUAAACCUUUUGUUUAUUUAUUUAUUUAUUAUAUUUUGUUUUUGUUCGUACCACAUAUGUUUAAUAUAAUAUAAUAUAAUUAUUAUUAUAAUGCAUCAUGUGUUGGUAUUUGCAUAAUAUUAUAACACUUGAAAAUUAUUAUCAUUAUUAUUGUUAUAUUUAUAAAUGAAAAAAAAAUAUCUACCAUUAUAUUAUGAUUAUGAUUAUUAUUUGUAUGAUUAUUUUAUUAUUGUUUAUCGCCUGUUAUAGACAGACCGCACCUUACACCUUAGGGCCAGAUAUUUGUUGCGUAUAUUUAAGUAUGGAACCAUUGUGUUUUUAUAUUUUGUUUAAUUUUUUUUUUUCGUUAUGAUUGUUGUUAGACUAUUGUGUGUUUUACUGCUAUAUUAUAUUAUUAUUAUUAUUAUUAUUAUUAUUAUUAUUAUCAUCAUCAUUUUUAUUAUUAGGCUAAUGCUUAGAUAUAUCAAUACCGUUUAGUUAAUUACUGCGAUUCUUUUGUUUCAUUUAAAAAAAAAAAAAAUGUAUAAGUCUUUCUUAAUAUUUAUAAUCGUCAUUGGUGUUAUCAUAAUAUUAUUGUAUUACGUAGUAGUAUAACAUAUUAAUACUUAAAAUACUGUCCCCGAACCAAAUUCAACCCGUUAUAUUUCGCCCUGCAUACUUUUUUCAAAAACUCACUUCGUCAACCUCAAUUUUUGCAGGCAGCGAUCUUUGGUGUACCAGACAAAUUGCCGUUAAAAAUGUCGUGUUUAAAAACUAAAUCAUGUUGAAUAGUCAUCGUCGCACAACUUUUCAUUUUUUUUUUUUUUAUACAAACAUUUCUAUCGAAUUUUCCUAGAAAAAUUUUUAUUGCAUUUUUAUUGCGUGAUAUCAUAACAUAAAAUAAUAAUAUUAUUAUAUAAUAUUAUCAUAUCGUUCUCUAGUCGACGUGAUGACUCGCCGCGCUGUUCGUUUUACAUUUUAUUAUUAUAAUAUAUAAUACGUCUUUGGUAGUAGACGGAAUUUUUCGCUCACGCGAUCGUCGGCAGACGAUGAUUUGACGAUCAGAACGAUAAAGAUAAUAAUAUUAAACGUUGCGAUGAAGAAAAAUACGAAAAAGCGUAAUUUGUGGUCGCCGGGUGAAAGAUUCCGAACAGGAUUCUCUUGCAAUACGAAGUGUUUUGAUUUGUUUGAUUGUUUCGUUGAUUUUUCUCCUCCUCCGUUUUGAACCCUAUAAUUCGUACAAAAUAUAAGAGUAUUAUUAGUAUUUUAAGGGAAAAAAAAUGUUUUAACAUACCUAUAUCGCAUAUUAUAUUUAUAUAAUUAUUUAUAUACACGUUAUAUUGUAUAUGCCGUAUAUAACGCAUAUAUAGGUAUCUAUACAUUAUUAUAAUAACGAUUAUAAUAUUAUUAUUAUUAUGAUGAUGUGACGCGUACUAUUUUUGGCGCAUGCGUCGUAUUAUACCUCAAAAUAUAUAACGUCUAUUUGUUAUUCGUUCCGAAAUAAUAUAUAACGUCUGUCGUGUUAUUAUUACGAUGACGAUGUGUAUAUUAUUAUUAUUAUUGUUUUACACCUAAAAUAUUACAAUAUAUAUUAUUAUAUCUGUAUACAUAUGUGUAUUAUAAAUAUUUAUAAAUACAUAGCAUAAUAUUAUUAUUAUUAUAAUUAUUAUCAUUAUACUCGUUUAAUUUUUUUUUCCUGGCUUAAACUUUGUACAUUUUAAGAUUUUAUUAAUUUUAUUGUGACGAGAAAAUCAUGUUGGAUUCAAUCGUCGUCAAACUAUACAUAUAUAUACAAUUAAAAACGAAAAAAAA
Molecule: messenger RNA, 6142 nt
Organism: Metopolophium dirhodum (rose-grain aphid)
Lineage: Eukaryota; Metazoa; Arthropoda; Insecta; Hemiptera; Aphididae
Product: Krueppel-like factor 6
Exons: 3
Coding region: 758-1810 (350 amino acids)
Biological process (GO): regulation of transcription by RNA polymerase II
Molecular function (GO): DNA-binding transcription factor activity, RNA polymerase II-specific; RNA polymerase II cis-regulatory region sequence-specific DNA binding
Source: RefSeq, a predicted model, not a curated record